Messenger RNA from Venustampulla echinocandica, 4407 nucleotides. Its product is annotated as Cyclic peptide transporter. Gene Ontology annotation, cellular component: membrane. Gene Ontology annotation, biological process: transmembrane transport. The record is from RefSeq and is a predicted model, not a curated record. The transcript has 15 exons. Gene Ontology annotation, molecular function: ATP binding; ATP hydrolysis activity; ABC-type transporter activity. Lineage: Eukaryota; Fungi; Ascomycota; Leotiomycetes; Helotiales; Pleuroascaceae. Bases 1 to 4407 code for a protein of 1468 amino acids.
AUGGUCAACUACACGGCACCAUGCUCGGUGGCGGACCAGAAUGUGUUUGGACCGCAAGUGGCAGCAUCAUGCCUCCAUGGCUUUGACUUUACCUUACUAUUUGAAGAUAGCAUAUUAACCAUCCUACCGUUGGGUAUUGCCCUGAUUCUGGUGCCUCUCAGGAUCCGAGCGCUUGUCAAAACCGAUGAAAAGGUCCAGCGAUCAUGGCUUUACGUUUCAAAAGGAGUGGCACUCUCCAUAUAUGUUAUCCUCCAAAUUGUACUGCUGGCUCUCUGGGGCUCCCUAAACCUUCCCAAGAGCAAAGCUACGAUUGCAGCCACUGCAUUGACCCUCAUCGGAUUUGUUUCGUUUAUAUAUCUCUCACAUCUUGAGCACAUACGUUCCGUGCGACCUUCGACUCUCCUAAAUGUGUACCUCGGAUUCUCUGCACUGCUCGAUAUUGCGCGGGUCAGGACUCUGUGGUACAUGCCUGGGAACUUAGCAGUGGCUGCCAUCACCAGUUCAAGCUUUGGUCUUAAGCUGCUUAUCCUCCUUCUAGAGGCUAAGGAGAAGCGUGCGCUAUUGAAACGGCCAUAUGAGAAUAGCGCGCCGGAAAGCACAGGAGGCAUUUUCAACCGAAGUACAUUCUGGUGGCUGAAAGAUCUUUUCUGGCGAGGAUUUAAGUCCUUAUUGACUGUUGACACGCUCUUGCCGCUGGAUGAGGAGAUCAUUUCUGCGUCUGACACCCAUAGCAUAGCGCAGAGGUGGAAUAAAGCUGACAAGUCUGGGCCAAAUGCCUUACUGUGGACAUUUGCUAUUCAUUUCAAAUGGCAGCUCCUGGCUGGCGUCUACCCCAGACUAGCCUAUACAGCAUUCAACUUCGCACAGCCCUUCCUUGUGCAACGUGUGCUUGAUUUUAUUGACGAGCCUAAACACAUCAACUCAUCAAAUAUUGCAUAUGGGCUCAUUGGCGCAUAUGCCCUAGUAUAUUUUGGCAUUUCCUUCUCAUAUGCCCUGUAUGAGCAUAAGACCUAUCGCGUCAUAACUAUGAUCCGUGGCAGCUUGCUGCCGAUGAUUUUCGACAAGACACUUCAGGUCAGCGCCUCCGCUGUUUCCGAUGCUGAGGCGGUGACGCUGAUGAGUGCGGAUAUUGAGCGCAUCGGAUCUGGCCUACGCGAAAUGCACGAGAUGUAUUCAAGCGUAAUUGAGCUUGCGUUAGCGCUAUGGUUGUUGGAAAGGUUGCUUGGUGUUGCAAUGGCCGCGUCGACUGUAUUCGUUGUUUUGUGCCUUAUAGCUGGCAUGCCAAUCGCUGUUGCUGCUGGUAAUGCCCAAGGUCAAUGGCUGGAAGCAAUUGAGAAGCGCAUUGCUGUGACAUCGAAGGUACUCGGGGGUAUGAAAGGAAUCAAAAUGACGGGCCUAGUCCGCCCAAUAUCCGAGAACGUGGCAAGGCUGCGAGAGCUGGAGAUUCGUGCCUCCGGUCUGUUCCGUUUGUACACAGUCUUUGUCCUGACAUUAUCUUAUGCCUCUUCCGCCUUGGCGCCAGUCUUUGGCUUUGGCCUGUAUAUCCUCCUAGCACGAGCCCAUUCUACCACGACCUUGACGAACGGCAUCGCAUUUUCUGCCCUCACACUCUUCUCUCUCUUAGACAAGCCUAUGGUUGCGCUUGUCGACGGAGUGGAAGAAUUGAUGACUGUAGUUAAUUGCUUUCAACGAAUCCAAUCGCACCUUCUCGAGGAGGAACGCGUCGACUGCCGGGAAAUCCCUGGCGGAGCCUCCUCCACUACAUCGGCGUCUAUUGAUGAGAAGGAUGAAGGGACAAAUACCGAAAAGAAGAGUCUCCCUACCGUACAACUGCAAUCGCUUCUAGAUAAUCAGGACAUUUGUGCUGUUGUUAGAGAUGCAUCUGCAGGCUGGUCGAGUGAUGAACCGUCUCUUCUUACGAAUCUAAACUUCGAAAUUAGGCGUGGAAAAACGACCAUGCUUGUUGGUCCAGUCGGCUGCGGCAAAUCAACUCUUUUGAAGAUGUUGAUUGGAGAGCUCCCUGAAGUGUCGGGGUCCGUCGCCACAUCGUACCGAAACGCAGCCUACUGUUAUCAGUCACCCUGGAUAACAUUUGGCACUAUUCAACAAAAUAUCUUAGGGGGAUCGAUCUGGAAUAAGCCCUGGUAUGAUACUGUUGUUCAAGCAUGUGCUCUGGAUACCGAUAUUCAGGACUUCCCCGAUGGCGAUCAAACUAAGGUUGGUACACGAGGAUCGCGACUUAGCGGCGGACAGCAAAUACGAGUGGCCCUAGCAAGAGCUCUCUACUCGAAAGAACCUGUAAUGAUUCUUGACGAUGUCCUUACUGGCCUGGACCGCACCACCGAGCUAUUCGUCUUGCGUUCCGUCUUUGGCGAACAAGGAUUAAUAAAGGCGGCUCAAACAACUGUAGUACUCGCUACCAAUACACCUCGUCAUUUGUCGUGUGCGGAUUAUAUCAUGGUUCUCGACAACAAUGGCCACCUUGUGGAGCAAGGCUCGUCCGAUGAAAUUUCUGGACAAAGCGCCUAUGUGAAAAAUCUUUCUACUCAGCCUCUAGCUACUUCAACGUCCAGAGCACCGGAAGUGGAGCUCACCGAUGAGACGUUGCAGGAAUUGAAUCUCUCCGAUGAGGAAACGCACGAAUCAGACCGCCAAACAGGUGACAUCACCGUCUAUCUGUACUACUUCCAUGCUGUAGGGCCAACUUUUAUGGUGCUGUUAAUCUUUUCCUGCAUGGUCUUUGUGUUCGGCCUGACAUUCCCUCAGGUCUGGUUGCAGUGGUGGACAGAAGCUAAUGAGAAACACCCCAAUGAGCGUAUCGGUUACUGGCUUGGCGUAUAUGGUGGGCUAGGUGGACUAACAAUGUUUGCCACAUUUGGUGGAAACUGGCUCUUCUCUAUGAGAAUUGUGCCCAAAACGGCAAGAAGGUUUCAUGAUUUAUUGCUCACCACUACGAUGGGGGCGACAACCUCCUUUCUCACUUCGACCGACCUUGGAAAUACUAUCAACCGAUUCAGUCAAGAUCUUGAACUAAUUGACAUGGAACUUCCCGAGGCUUUCCAAUCCACGAUUAUAGCGGGGUUAAGUUGCAUCGCGGAAGGAGUCUUGGUCUUUGUUGGCUCGUCCUAUGUUGCAGCCUGCAUUCCCGUCUGCAUAAUCGUUGUAUACUUCGUCCAGAACUUCUACCUUAGAACUUCCCGCCAGCUCCGGUUUCUAGAUAUCGAAGCUAAAGCUCCCCUUUUCUCUCAAUUCUUAGAGGCCUUAAGCGGCCUACCCACUAUCAGGUCCUAUGGAUGGGGAGCAGAAUAUCAACGCCGGAACAAGAUUGCUCUUGAUGCAUCGCAGAAACCGUACUAUCUCAUGUUUUGUAUCCAGAGAUGGCUUAAUCUUGUUCUAGAUCUUCUAGUUGCAUGUAUUGCCACCUUGGUAGUAGCUGUUGCUACAACUCUGAAAGGGAAGGUGUCGUCGAGCUUCUUAGGAGUCGCACUAUUCAGCAUCGUCAGUUUUAGUGGCAGUCUGCAGCAGUUAAUAACGGAGUGGACUCUGCUAGAGACCGCCAUUGGAGCUGUUUCGAGGAUCCGCGCUUACGUAGUGCGUACUCAGCCGGAGGAUCAAGUGUCGGAGACCGACGAUAUUCCAGAACAUUGGCCAAAGGAUGGCCAGGUUCAAUUUCACAACGUCUCAGCAUCCUAUCAGUCCUCGUCGGAACCGGUUCUGAAAGAUAUUAAUCUUCUAAUCGAACCAGGUCAGAAGAUAGCGCUUUGCGGUAGAACUGGCAGUGGUAAAUCAUCUUUGGUCUCCACAGUCCUUCGAAUGCUGGACUUGGACAAAGGAUCGAUCACAAUUGACGGGGUUGACAUAUCAAAAAUCUCCCGCUACGAGAUUCGCAGUCGAUUGAACACACUUCCCCAAGAGCCUUUCUUCCUCCAUGGCGAUGUGCGUUUGAAUAUGGACCCACGUGGUAGCGAGACAGAUGAGAAAAUUAUUGAUGCACUUAAAUCUGUCCGCCUCUGGGAUUUCAUCGAGGCUAAAGGCGGAUUGGAUAUGGAGCUCUCUGAAGACAUCCUCUCACACGGGCAACGACAACUCUUCUGCUUGGCUCGCGCCACAUGCAAGACCAGUUCUAUAUUGAUUAUGGAUGAGGCCACGAGCAGUGUUGACUCGGAGACGGACGAGCUCAUGCAGCAGGUUAUCCGCUCGAAAUUUGAAGACCAGACGAUCAUCGCUAUAGCGCACAAGCUGCAUACGAUUCUCGACUUUGACAAGGUCGCCAUCCUUGAUAAGGGCCGAGUAGUGGAAUUCGAUGCUCCCCAAGCGCUCCUCGUCAGAGAGGGCUCAGCUUUUAAGCGGCUAUUUGAGAGUUCAGCACGGUCUGACCGUUCUUCAGAAAAUGGGAGUGAUGAGUGA